Molecule: messenger RNA, 2276 nt
Organism: Sclerotinia trifoliorum
Lineage: Eukaryota; Fungi; Ascomycota; Leotiomycetes; Helotiales; Sclerotiniaceae
Source: the annotation of a GenBank genome assembly
UCAACUUGUCUUCACGAAGUAGAUGAACUCCAUGUUCCCAAUCUUCACAUAGUAGACCUUCUCGAUAUUGCAAUGCAAUGACUCCAACUUUUUUUUCAUUUUUGUUCUUCUUUCACCCACAUACACUUUUAAUUUGAAGCCCGAGCCAACAUAUAUAGAAUAGAUGGGACUUUCAAAGGAAUAUUGAACGAACGAACGACAAGAGAUAUCGGAAUUAGUAUCGGAAUCCUCAAAAUGAACUCCAAACUUCGAGCUUCUUUCAACGUCAAGAAAAUUGCUAUUGUAGGAGCAGGCCCCUCUGGGUUGGCUGUAGCAAAGUACCUUCUAGCGGAGAAAUACUUUGACAAGGUCGAUAUCAUUGAGCAACAAGCUGAAGUGGGAGGGGUAUGGAAUUAUACCCCGAAUAUAAGUGACAGUGUAACCAUCCCAUCAACGACACCAAAUGUACCGCCUGAGAGGCCAAUCUGGCCACAGGACGGAAAUGCUCCCGUUUUCUCAAAUCCCAUGUAUGAUCGUCUACACACGAAUAUUCCUAAAUCAUUGAUGUGUUUCUCUGACCGACCAUUUCGCUCUGAAUCUUUACUUUUCCCUACACGGGAAGAUGUUCAAGAAUACCUCAUGCAUUAUUCUGGGGAAGUUAGACAUCUGAUUCGUUUUUCGGAGCAAGUUCAGAACAUAAGGCUAGAGCCCGAAAAUGGUCAGGAUCGAUGGGAAAUCACUUCCAAAUCUACAAUUACCAAUAACGAAAUCAAAGAGACUUAUGAUGCCGUUGUUAUUGCAAAUGGUCACUAUUCCGUUCCUUUCAUACCUGAUGUACCAGGGAUUAAGGAAUUCAACUCGGCUCAUUCAUCUAUCAUAUCACAUUCUAAAAUAUUCCGUUCGCCUGCUUCUUUUGUAGGCAAGAAAGUAAUCGUGGUUGGUAAUGGGGCAUCGGGCUUGGAUAUUGGGACGCAGAUCAGCAAAGUCUGUAAAAGACCUCUGUUGAAUUCUGUCAGAACUUCCUCUGGCGAAGUAGAGGAUGGGAAAGAAGAAGUACCUCCUAUUUCAGAAUAUCUCGCAGACAUCAGGGGUGUGAGGUUCGAUGAUGGGCGGGUCGAAAAGGAUAUCGAUGCCAUAGUGUACUGCACAGGAUACUUCUACUCAUAUCCAUUCCUCAACUCAUUAAAUCCACCUGUCGUUGUCACAGGUCGACGAGUGGUCGGCUCAUACCAACAUCUAUUUGACAUCCAACAUCCAACCCUUGCAUUUACAGCACUGGCACAAAAAGUUAUCCCAUUCCCCAUAUCUGAAGUCCAGAGCGCAGCAAUUUCGAAAGUCUGGUCGAAUAAGUUGGUCUUGCCCAGUAAGGAGGAAAUGAACUUAUGGGAGCAGGAGCGGGUGAAAGAACACGGUAAUGGCACGUCGUUCCACAUAUUUGGUUACCCACAUGAUGCAGAAUACAUAAAUGGUUUACAUGACUGGGUAAAAGGCUCCAAAGAUGGAUUCAGUAAGGAACCAGCAUAUUGGGAUGAGAAGAAGUUGUGGAUAAGAAAGUUGUAUGCAGACAUAAGAAACAGGUUUAUUGAGGAUGGCGAAAAAGCAAAGACAAUGGAAGAGCUGGGUUAUGAUUUUGAGAAACGUAACGCGUAGAUAAAGAGAUAGAAUUUAGAGAUAAUAUCAUGGGCACAAUGGGAAUGAAAUAGAGUAGAAGAUUAGAAGCAAGAACAUUUGACAUUAAUUAUUGACCUUAGAUUGUCGUGCGCUUCUACACCACUGGUAUCCAAGCAUUCUCGCACAACCAAAAGGAGACCAAAACUUGAGUGAAGACACGAUUGAUUUUUGACUAUGUAACUAUGGACUUGAUAUAAAAUAGGUCAGCAUUGAAAAGGGGCAUAAUGAUUCCAUCCAUAGAAAGCUUUCACCCAAGUAUCAAUCAGUCUUUGCCAAAGUUCAUCUCAACUUCAACACAGCAAACAUGUAUCCGUAGAACAUGGCGGUUGAAUCGUAUUACCAGAGUUGUAUUAUCCUCAUAUCAUUCAUCCAAUUGUGCAGAGCGUCCGAGUGUGCUUACCCUAUGCUUUAUCCUCUUCAUCAAUGUCAUUAUCAUCCUUGGUUGAAAUGAUUCAUUGUUCAAAUUUUGAUAUGUAUCCAUCUUUAGGUCAUCAUCGUGUCAUGGAAGCCGCACGAGGGGCCCUCGUGACGAUGGUUUUGAAGUGGUAAAUAUAUUCUCGACCAAGUUAUCGGAAUCGGCAGUUGAGUUGUAAUGAUAUCAAACUGUCGAUGAUUUGAGUUAAUGG